UGCCAUUGACUCCCUGUGCAGGAGACUGAUCACCCUAAACAAAUGUGUGGAGAUGAACCAGGAGACUGGCCGGAUGAAGAGGCGGGUGAGUGGAAGCCGUGCGGUGAAAGGGUCUGCACUACUCCACACUGCAUCGUACAUCCCAUAGAGCGCACUGCAUCACACCACUGACCCACUAACCCAUGAGGCUACUACUAAGACAGCCAUGAGACGCAAACAAAUAUUUCCAUGUUUUUCCAUGCAUAGCACAACAUCGCGAUUAAGUACAAUGAUUGACUUCCAUGACGAAAGCAUGUUUCAAGAAUUAAACACUUUCUGAGAUAAAUAAGAUUGUUGCUCACUCUCUAAAAGGCACCCUCAGCAAAGGCACGCAGAGAAACAUGCAGUGGAGUCACAUGAUAACCAGACACAUUUUUUACAUGCUCACAAAUCUGCCUAUAUAAACUAUACAUAGCGUCACCCUGUGGUGUAGUGGACAGGAUUAACAGUUCGUUUAUUAGGGGCCCUCUUUAUGUACAUCUGCUCCCAUGGAAACCCAUCUGUUUGGUUACACUCCCACAGUCGUGGCAUAGCAUUGGAUAAUGGUUUGCGGUUUUACGGGCCAGCAUAACAUAAACCACCCAGCCAGUGAACAGUGAGCAACUCUCUCUCUCUCACACUGUUGCUGUUUCACAAUGCUUAGCUACACAAACAGAACAGUGAGCUUACUUUACACGGAAAGCAUGUAGGGCUUAAUACUUUCAGUGAAGGUUUCUUGAAAUCAUCGUAGAAGUCACACAGCUCUUUGGCUCAAUGAGCCAGUUGAUCCUCGGCGAGGUGUGUUCACCUGUUCCUCCACUUCUCCGUAUGGUGCUCACUUGACUAUUAGUAGUUCAAUCAAAGCCACACACGGUCUUUCUCAAAACCUAGGACAGUGUCCUUCCAAGUGUAUCAGCCUAAUUAGUUACGCCAAGUGAUUGGAUACUCUUUGGUAAACUCUACAGAAUAUCCAAUCACUGGGUAUGACUAAUAAAGAGUAUCCAAUCACUGGGUGUGACUAAUUAGGCUGAUACACUUGGAAGGACACUGUCCUAGGUUUUGAGAAGGGCCCUCUAUCUUGGCUGACUGACACAAACUCAUUAGGAGUGAGUAUGUAUCUAUGACAACUGUACAGACCGAGUAGGACUCGACUGGGUUGGGUUUUGAAGACUUUUCAUUAAUAUUGGAGAAGAAAACACUUCUCUUACACUCUGCACACAUUGCCUCAGUAUGGUGCACACUUAACACCAGUUCAGUCGGGUAACUGUAUGUUGGCUGAUUCAUGCUGGCUUCUUAGGUAUAUUUUGCCUAACCACUGUACCAUAACAAUUGCCAAACCAUUGGCUUAUGAUACUGAUGAGUAGAGGGAAGUCAAAUGUGCUAAGCUUCAUUUUGGAGCUUGAAGAUGGAGCUACAGUACCUUAAAGUUACUUUCAACUUUGCUCUUUUGAUGGACAUAAACUGAAUGCAGGACGUUCUUCACAGGAGAGGGUAGAUAUGCUGAAGGCAUAAAAAGUAAAUAGAAAAAUGGAUAAACAUUGACAUAAAUCAAGAGUUUCUAUGUAUCUGUGUGGGUGAUGUGUCUUUCAUCAGCGUUUUACAGUAAUAUCUUCAAUUCUGUAAUGUUUUUUUUCUUUUGAAGAGUGAAGAGUAAAUAGAAAAAUGCAUGAACAUUGACCUAAAUCAAGAUUGUCUGUGUACGAGUGAAGAGUCAGACGAUGAGGAGCCAUGUGCCAUUAGUUCCAAGUGGACCUUCAACCACAAGAACAGCUCAUGGGUACGGCGGGUAGACAGCAAAGAAGAGCUGAAGUUCCUCGCCGUUCCAGAGAGCCCACGAUCGUCAACUCAGAGGAAUAAUCGCCGGGCGACGUCUCCGAGCGACAAUCACGACGAGGGGCAGGAGGUGUGCUCAACUCGUAGCUCCAGCAGCUUCGACAGCGAUGGCGCCGCAGACGGCAAUGGAUUCAAGAUGGAGGAGGAGGAAGACGGCCUUCUCAGCCAGAUGUCCCGCACCAUGCCCACCUCCCUGGGCACCUUCCUCAGCAGCCCGUCGUCCCCCUCCCACACCCCCAGCUGCAGUAGCGGGGGACCCCUCACUCCAGUACUGGCACACAAGCCCCCACACAAGAAGGGCCCUAGCCUGCUGCGGAAAAUGGAGCGGCUCCGACUGCGGGGCCCCUCCAAAGGAGGAAGCAGUGGGAGCGUUGCGGAUGUGGUCGGCGCUGGGUCAAACCGGGCACGCAGCCGCAGUCUGGGUCGAAACACCAGGCUGUUGAUCAGCGGGCCGGUUCUGCUGGACGGCCCAGAUCAGGAGCGGCUGAGGCAGCUGAACUGUCUGGACAUUGCGGAGUUGAAGGGUAAAGCGCCAAUGGGACACAGGGUCGCCUCGUCCUUCUCAUCUGCUUCCUCUUCCUCCUCCUCAUCAGCGUCUUCGACACCAGCUUCCAGCCCGUCUGCCUCCAGUGGCAGUGCCUCGGAGAGUGGCAGCGUAGUCAGCACCCCCAGCCCAGUGACACGUGUUCGGGGGAACAUCAAGCGCAACCGGGCCUGGAACCAGACCCAAGGUCCCAACCAGAGCCAAGAUCUGGAUCAGGAGAAUCAGGAUCAGAGCAUGAUCCAGAAUGAGAACAAGGCCCCACCAGGCCAGAGCGAGCAGGACCUGAACAAUCAGCGCAACCAGUGCAGCCUACGACAGCUCUACGAGGAAACCCUCUUCCGUAUCCCAGAGGGCUAUAAGCCGGGCACAUUCCCCACCGCCCUUGCCCAUGGCCUGGCCUCGCCGCUCUCCCCCAUCGAUGACCCCUCCGUCAACUGGAGGACUGGCAGCUUCCACGGCUACCACAACCGUCGUUGUCGAGGUGGAGGUAGUGGUGUUGUUGGCGAUGCCGGUGACAACAAAAGCCCCCUGGCAGCUCCCGCCGUGGACCACCGAGCCAGUAUCUACGACAACGUUCCACCAGACGCCACCCCUCUUCCACCGGCAGCGCGUCGCCUGAUCCCGGACGAGCCCCCAUCGCUUAAGGAGUUGGGCAGCAGCCUUGAUGAGGAUGUGUUCCGGGCGCUGGACUGCGUGAUGGAACGCAUCAACAGCCUGCAGCAGCUGGUGUCCACCUGGGCGGAUAAGCUGUCUGAGGACGGAGACUCGGACUUCAGCAACCACUCCAGCUCCAGCCCCUCGCUCAACGACAUUCACCUGGAGAUCAAGGAGCCCGAGGUGGAUGAGGAGGAUGGGGAAGGGGAGGAAGAGGAGAAGGAUAAUGCAGGGGAGGACUCAGCUGAGCCCACUACCACUACCACACAAAUGGCAGUUCCUGCCCAACUGCACUGGUUGAGCGAGCAGCAGGAGGUAGCAUGUCUGAGCCCAGACCUGGGGAUGGGGAUGGGGCUGGAGGGCCAGGGGCCAGCCCAGAUGAACCGGCUGCAGCGCCUCUCCCUCCUCCACCUCACCGCCCUCAUGGACCGCUACUCCCCUUCCUGCAAACAGGGCUGGAUAUGGACGGGUCCAAAUGUCCAGUGCCGGAGCCCGAAGAAGAGCCACCAUAAGCACCGUAAGGUGUUUGGGGUCCCCCUGCUGCGGAGUGUCCAGGCCCACGGCACCCCGCUGCCACCCAGCAUCCUCAGAGCCAUGCAGUACCUGAAGACAGAGUGCCUCAACCAGGUAGGACUGUUCCGGAAGCCCGGGGUGAAGUCUCGCAUCCAGAGCCUGCGGGAGAUGGUGGAGGCCGAUCCUGACGGAGUGUCAUUCGAGGGCCAGUCGGCGUUCGACGUGGCCGACAUGGUCAAGCAGUACUUCCGGGACCUUCCGGAACCUGUGUUCUCCGAGAAGCUCAACGAGUCCUUCCUGCACAUCUACCAGUAUUUCCCCAAGGAGCAGCACUUCCCGGCUCUGAGGGCGGCCAUCUUGCUGCUCCCUGACGAGCACAGGGAGGCGCUGCACUCCUUGCUCCUCUUCCUGAGGGAGGUGACCGCCCGCGUGGAGGAGAACCAGAUGACCCCCACCAACGUGGCCGUCUGCCUGGCCCCCUCCCUCUUCCACCUCUGCUCGCCGCGCCGCGACCAGACCCGACACGGAGGCACACGGAAGCACAGCCUGGUGAAGCCUGAUCAGAGAGACCUGAGUGAGAGUCUGGCAGCAACACAAGGUCUGGCACACAUGCUGACAGAGGUGUCACGUUUGUUCAAGCUGCCUGCCUACAGCCUACCCAAGGAGACACAGCAGGAGGCGGAGGAGGAGGAUGAGGAGGAGGAAGAGGAGAAGAAGAGCCAGGGGGAGGUGGAGGAGGAGGAGGCGAAGGAGAAGGAGGAGAGCCAGGGACAGCAACAGCAGAAGCAGCGGGAGCCGGAUGCGGAGGAGUGCCUCCGACUGCGGCAGUCGGCCCAGCAGCUCCUGAAGGAGGCCAGGGAGAAGGCCCGGGGAUGGGUCAGCUGUCCCAGCAUGCACCAGCACGUAGACCUGGCCUACAAGAAGAUGGAGGACGGGCAGGCGCUGCGCUUGUGGCGGGGCAGCGUGGAGGUGGAGUGCCCGGGCCAGGAGGUGCUUCAGAGGCUGCUGAGGGAGCCUGGGGCCUGGGGGUGCUGGGGGAGCAGCAGCAGCAGCAGCAGCACAACCAGCAGGGGGCAGCAGAGGGGCCUGGAGCUCCUGGGGCCGGCCACAGUACUCGAGACCCUGGACAAGGACGCCCACAUAUGCAGCUACACGCUACAGGGAGCCGGGAGCAGACCCCCCCUACAGCACGUCCUACUGAGGACGUGGCAGACGGACCCCUCGUCUGGGCCCCUGUACGUGGCCAGUGAGUCCCGAGACCACCCCGACGCCCCGCUGCAGGGGCUCAGGGCCCGGGUGCACACCUGCCUCUACCUGGUGGAGCCCCUGGGGAGCAAGAGGUCGCGACUCACACACUUCUGCCGGACAGACACCAGGGGCCGGUCGUCAGCGUGGCACAACAGGGUGUGUGGGCAUCAGCUGGCACACGGGCUGCAGCGCGCCAGGGACUGCUUCAAGAACAAGGCCAAGGACGGGCGCUCAUGACCCUGACCAAACACCACACACACACAGACACACACACACACGAAGAGCAUAAACCCCGUCCCCAGAGACCGUUCCCUCUGUUUGUCCAGAUUCACAAGAAACGCAUAAGACGAGUCACCUGGGACCAAGACACUCACAGAUCAAGGGCAGAGAGAGGCGGCAGCA
Molecule: messenger RNA, 5212 nt
Organism: Engraulis encrasicolus (European anchovy)
Lineage: Eukaryota; Metazoa; Chordata; Actinopteri; Clupeiformes; Engraulidae
Product: rho GTPase-activating protein 7
Exons: 12
Coding region: 1685-5047 (1120 amino acids)
Biological process (GO): actin cytoskeleton organization; regulation of Rho protein signal transduction; signal transduction
Molecular function (GO): GTPase activator activity; lipid binding; protein binding
Source: RefSeq, a predicted model, not a curated record